Messenger RNA from Colletotrichum phormii, 1123 nucleotides. RefSeq names its product Ctr copper transporter family-domain-containing protein. NCBI's taxonomy places the organism in Eukaryota, Fungi, Ascomycota, Sordariomycetes, Glomerellales, Glomerellaceae. The transcript is spliced from 2 exons. Gene Ontology annotation, cellular component: plasma membrane. The coding region runs from base 420 to 989 and encodes 189 amino acids. The record is from RefSeq and is a predicted model, not a curated record. Gene Ontology annotation, molecular function: copper ion transmembrane transporter activity. Gene Ontology annotation, biological process: copper ion transmembrane transport.
GUUUUUGGCAGACUCCCACGUGGAGAAUGGAGUCAAUUUGCGCGUUUCGGGACCCUCUUUUCCCACAUUGUUUCCGACGACACGGACGUCAGAUGCCGUGACACCCGGGAUGGAGGGAGAAACUUGCUCAUAGUAAUGCUCGUGCCGAUCUUCCACUCGACGCUAUCAUCUAACUCGUGGAGAUGAGAGAAACUGUCUUCAAUGAUAAAUCAUAUCAUGCCGCCGUCAAUGUGAUCCGCAAGAUUUUGCCAAUUUGUCUAUCAGAAUCAAUCACUGUAAGGUAGAAGCAACAAAUAAGUCGACUGCACCUACACACAUCGACACAAGCCGAAAUUCAAAGCUUUCCUACUUCGACGAAAAUAGACCCUCUCCGUAUUACUCGACAGAAUCAUUCGAUUAUCGUUCUAAACCUGACCGGGAUGGAUAUGAACAUGGCAACCAGCACAGCCAUGGCGAUGGCUACAUCGACUAGUGCUGCCUCCGGCGAUAUGUCGAGCAUGUCAAUGUCAAUGUCCGAAAUGGCCAUGACAUUUUUCGAAGCCUUCCAAACACCUCUAUACUCAGACGCAUGGACACCGACAAGUCCCGGUCAAUACGCCAGCACCUGCAUCUUCCUCAUCGUGUUAGGCUCCAUCUUACGCCUGCUACUCGCUCUGAAGCCAGUACUCGAAGACCGCUUCUGGAGAAAUUACCCCGCAUACGAAUCAGACAAGCAGGCCUUGACAAGUCACCAUGCGGAGAGUGUUGAGCCAGGUCAGGCUGGCUCGGUGAUCCGCAAAGAUAUUAUUGGGCGAUGGAAAGGGUGGCGGGCUGGUGCCGCCGCCGCGAGGGCAACAUACGAAGUCAUUGUGGGAGGCAUUGGAUAUCUCUUGAUGCUUGCGGUUAUGACGAUGAAUGUUGGCUACUUCCUCUCCGUGCUUAGUGGUGUUUGGCUGGGCACAUUUCUACUUGGGGGCCUAGCAGGUGGCAGUCCGACUAUUCAUUGCUAGAACAGAUAUUUGAGAUCAAUGACAGCGAUGAAAUUUUGUUAUAUCGAAGCCUUGCCCUUCGCAGACAAAACGUUUUAUUAAUCAUGCAUGUGAUGUGUGGGACUGUGGAUACCUGAGGCAGUGGCUGGUGCCCC